Molecule: messenger RNA, 4538 nt
Organism: Calypte anna (Anna's hummingbird)
Lineage: Eukaryota; Metazoa; Chordata; Aves; Apodiformes; Trochilidae
Gene: FITM2
Product: fat storage inducing transmembrane protein 2
Exons: 2
Coding region: 54-869 (271 amino acids)
Biological process (GO): lipid droplet organization; lipid storage; phospholipid biosynthetic process
Cellular component (GO): endoplasmic reticulum membrane
Source: RefSeq, a predicted model, not a curated record
CGUGGCCGGCGCGCGGUGUGACGCAGGUCGGCGCCCGGGCGGUGGCGGUGGCCAUGGAGCGUCUGGAGCGGUGCGGCCGGAGGCUGCGGGCCGGGCUGGCAGCGGGCAGGGUGAGCCGGCGGCUGCCCUGGCUCCUGAUCGGCAUCGUCCUCCUCGGGUCUGCCCUCAAGGACCAUGAGCUGGUGCCCGAGACGCCCCUGAAGAACAAGCGCAACCCGCUCAACGUGUAUUUUGUCAAGGUGGCUUGGGCAUGGACGUUCUGGCUUCUGCUGCCCUUCAUCGCAGUCACCACCUUCCAGCUUGCCAAGAGCAGGUUCCUCUAUGGUCUCACCAAGAGUGUUCUGGUGGUGCUGCGGCGCCUCAGCUCGCUGCUCGUGGGCACUGCCAUCUGGUACCUCUGCACCAGACUCUUCAUCUAUAUUGAGAAUCUCACUGGCACCUGCUCCACCUCGGGUAAACCCGGGGAGCCUCACCGGCUGUAUGCCACCAAACAGGAGUGCCACCAGGACAACGGGAUCUGGGAUGGCUUUGAUAUCUCAGGGCACUGCUUUCUGCUCUCAUACUGUGCUCUGAUGAUUGUGGAGGAAGUAGCUGUGCUGGAAGGCUUGUCCAUAGACCAGAACUCUAAGCUGCAUGUUGUGAUCAACAGCCUGUUUGUUUCCUUGUGUUUUCUCACCAUGAUCUGGGUGUUCAUGUUUCUCUGCACUGCCAUCUAUUUCCAUGACUUCAGUCAAAAGCUUCUUGGUGUGCUGAUAGGUCUGUCAGCCUGGUAUGGGACCUACAGAUUUUGGUACUUAAAGCCCUUUUCCCCUGGACUUCCACUUCCAAAUAUACCUUUAAGUUCAAAGAAAUACAGUUAUAGGAGAUAAAAUGUUUUAAAAUGUUUGGAUUUUGCUUUCAGUACUGUUGUCAGUAGUUGAAUGUAGAAAUGGUUAUGGCAUUUCCACUGUAAGGAACACGGUGAUGGGCAGGAGGAAACCGAAUCUGUACUGGCUGAUGGCUGGCAGGUGAUAAUGAGCUGCUUUCUUGGAAGAAAAAAAAGAGGAUAUUGGAAGAGAUCUGACCUUGUUUAGGUGCUGCUGACUGGAGUUCUCAUCAUGGAAAUCAGAAGUUGGAUCUUUUUCUCUUACUAAUAAAUGGAGGAGGAGAUCCAAGGCUGAGAGAAGCCUUUGCUCUUUAGGAGCCUGAAAUACUUUGGAUGAUUCAAACAUUGUACACCUCUUUUUUUAAUUCUCCUAUCUGUAUUGUCUCACAGGAAAACUCUACCAGUGACAGUGCUGCCAAGUAUUGCAAAAUAUCAAUAUUCCUUAAAGCAGUGUAGAGCUCUGUUGUGAAACUAGAACAUCUCAUGUUGUCAGGUGUUAAUGACACUAACUUGCCACAAAUGUUUGUUAGCUGUCUGUACCUUCUGCCACAAAAAGACUGUGAGAUGUAAAGUAAACUGACUUCAAAUUCAUCCCUGCCUUUGAAAAGGAAACUCUUGAAAAAUGAGCCUUAACUUUCUCCUUAUGUGAAGUAUCUGUAAUAAUACUUUGUCAUUUUACUCUUGACACAAGAAACAAACUCCUUCCUAAAAAGUCUAGCAUGAGAAUUUGGGUUUGUUUUUUCUUUUUUUUUUAAAUCUUAUGAGUUGCACACUUUGCAACAAUGAGUACUUUGUGAUAGGUUUCUUUUAGAAGAACACUAAAUUCUGGUGCUAUGAGCCAGCUAGCUUAAUCUGCUCUUUCCCUAACAGUCUGCUUAGUAAUGAAUGGAGCAAAUUGUUUAUCCCCAGAGCAGCGUGCUUGAAGCAAUAUUUAUUCUUGCUUAUCCAGCAAUAUCAAUAAGCUGCUUAAUUUGAUUGCACAGAAAGCUGUGGCCACUUUUGAUGUGGCUAGAAACCCACUACUGAAUAAAACACUUAGAUAAUUAAAAGGUAAUCAUAUCAAUCAUACAUUUAGCAUAGUUUUUUUAUCAUGAAAAGCUUUUUGUUGUCUCAUAAAGGCUUAUUCUUGUCACAGUUGCACAAAAGCUGUUUUAACAGUUCCAGUGACAAGCAAGACAGGCAAAAAAGUCUGUGGGUAAGGCUGUAGAAAAGUCAGAUAAUCUGAGAGUGAGCUGUCUGCAGCUUUUGGCUCCAAGGUGAAUAUUUUGGUGAAUACAGGGUAUGAUGCACCAGAGCCUAAUCUGGGGACAUUUCUCUUUGUCAUCUCAACAGCUCUCUCCCAGCAAGGGAGCCACAGCGUUUGCAGUAAGUACAGCAGUGUUAAUUCCACACUUGUGGUCUGCCUCUGAGGAGAGCUGAAUUCCCUGGGAUCUCCACUGGAUUCAGUGGUGUGUGGAAGUUGUUGUGUGUCCUUAAAAAGUGCAAAUCACCUUGCAGAAACGAGUUGUUAAAGGAAGCUGUGUAUUUUCCAUCAAGCUCUUCCUUUUGUUUUUGGAUUGAAUUGCCUGUUAAGCUGAAAAUUUGCACUGAUUAACUCAUAUUGGGUUUAACUAAAUUUGUUUUAAACGAUGCAAAUGCAUUUGCAGACAUUCUUUUGAUGUAAGCCUGCUCCCAAUAGAGUUAAAGCUAGACCACAAGCCAUUUUCACCAUGGAAAAGGAUUAUAUACCCAGAAGGUGUUACAAUUAAUUUAAUUAGAUUUAAGUUUCUAUUUUAGGUUAAAUUCAUGUAACUUUCCUAUUUAAUCAAGGCCUUGGAACAGGAAAAGCUAUUUAUUUAAGCCAACUGACUUGCUAAAAUUGUCUUCAGUAGCAGAAAUGUUUUGUGCAAUGACUGUCUGGAUGCUUCUGUCCACUUCUAACCAGUGUCAUACAAAGUUUUUAUUAUGGAAACAAUGUGGGAUAUGGUUAUUGGUUAAUUAUGGUUAAUCUCAACUUUUAUUUAAACACAAAAGAAAAAACAAACUUUUGUCAGUGUUUUUGUCUUUGAGAUUUUUGUUUCUGAUGUCUGUUAAGGUUCUGCUCUUCAUGUCCCUGAAUGAUCCAGCCUCACACUGGUUUUGUGACUGCUGCAUGCAUGAUCAAACUGACCUGGAUAAUUCUGCAGCAUUUGAACAGGUUAACAUAGCACAGGUUCUCUAAAGUGCAGGGCUUAAAAAGAGACAAAACAAAGUCAUACCUGACAAAAGGAAGUUUCCUUGUCUGUGCCUGUUGUACCAGGCAGUUGGUUUUUUUAGACAUGGAUGGCUGCCUCUUGCAGGGAAGUGAAAGCCCUUGAAAUGUUUGGAGAAAUUCCCAUGUGCUGCAGUGCCUCUGAGUCUGGAAAUCUUGGCACACCGGUCUCCCUUCUCUUCUGUGCAGAGACCAUGUGCCAGCUGUUGGCUUAGAAAGUUCCCUUCUGCUCCAUACCUUUUCUUUGCACCUUUUGACUCAUUUCAGAGGAAAUCUUUGCUUCUUUAUGCUAGAAAAGUCUCCAAUUUUCUGUUCACCUAUUUUCAGUCACUUUUAUCUGACUUCCUUCCCUGUCCCAAAUAUACUUUUGUGAUUAAAAAAGAUUCAGCCUCUCUGUGACAGAUUUAUAGCCAAAGAGAAGCAGUGUUGUGAGCACCUGGAUCUGAAGUCCUCUGCCAGAAGCACAGAUUUGUUGUUUUUUUGUUUUUUUUCAGAAGUGUAAUAUUUUAAAGAUAAAUAUCCAUAUUUGGUAGUGAAUUCCAAAAGACAGCAACUAUAAUCACAAGAAACACUUGGUCUUUUUCCUUUUUUUUUUUUUUUUAAUUAUAUCCCAACAUCUUACUGGCAUAUUAUAUGACAUAUGUGGCAUAAUGUUUGUUAAUUUUUCAUUGCCUGUGUUUUCCAGCCUGCUUUGUGGGGUUUGUAUCACAGCAGUUGGCCUGGCUGAUGAUGUGGCUGAGGCAAUUCUUGGUGUCUUAAAUGAUUUCCUCUGCUGGGGCCAGCAGGGAAAGGAGUCUUAGCUACAAGACAGGUGAAGAUUAACUGGAUUAGGAUUCAUUUCACUCUUCACUUACCUGGGAGUGUUUCAGAUGUUUGCAUCACUGGAAGCAAGAUCAGGCAAACAGGAAAGUUUAGGUCUUUCGUAAGAGCCAUCUGAACAUUUCAGACCUUGAAAAUGUCUGAAAAAGGUGUUUGCUUCUUCCUCAAAGGCUUUGCUCAGAGCAAUCCAUGGAUGCUUCAGUGGUGCUAAAUUAUGUUAUUAGUUUUCUGUACUGAAAUGUAGAUUGUUGAGUGGCUGUGAAGAAAGAAUCCUGUUGUUAGGACAAAGAGAGAAACACCCAGUUAUCCCCUAUGGUGCAUUUUAAUGUCAGUGCUGUAGAGGCUGCUGUGAUGUAUUACAUGUUUUGGAAAAUCAGGCUUUAGUUAUGAACACAAGUCUUGCCUCACUUUUUGUGUAGAAAUAAUACCUGUUUUCACUGCUGUAAUGUAAAUCAGAUCCCUGCAGCUUCUUUUCAAACAGCCUUUUCCAUCUCUGUCCUUUUGAUCAGCCUGCGUUUAUCUCUGUUCACUCAGAAACCCAUUUCUUUGGAUUAUUUAUUUUCAUAGCUUCAUCUCACCUCCUGGAGCUCAGUUUAGUAAUAAAUGCUCUUUACAUGCUAGAGA